CAUACAGUUACUGGCACGCCACUUGCCUGGAUAAAAACGCCUUUAUUGGCGUCUAUCUGAAACACUUUGCCAAGUGCAGCGCGCUCAAACACCGGCCAUAAGGUCGUGCUGCCAACCUCAAUAGUAGCGCGCGCUCGCUCUGCCAUAGGCUUACAUGACAACACUUAAAUCGGCUGGCGUGCCAUCUGUCGUGAAACGGAACCAAUAUUUCAGGUUUUUUAAACUUGAGCUCCCGAAUGAAGCGGUAAGAAGGGAUGCAGCGCUGUGAAUGAGAGAGAAUAAUGUGGGAGUAACUCAGGGAUGUUUUGGACGCAUCGCGUGCCAGGACUGAAGGUUUGAUGCCCAUCCACAGGCUCGUGUUUUGAUGAGUUUGGAGGCGAUCGCUCCUGCGUGAAUCAUUUACCGCAAAGAUAACCGGCUGGAUUAUCGACGAGCAAUAUGCGGUUGUUGGUUGGUUUUGUUUUGUCAACUUUUUGGCUAUGGGAAGCGUCGCUUUCCCGCGUUUACACCAAUCACUGGGCUGUUCGGAUCCCUGGAGGACCAGCAGAAGCUGAUAAACUCGCCUCAAAAUAUGGCUUUACUAAUUUGGGUCAGAUAGGAGGACUGGAGCACCAUUACCAUUUCCAUCACAGCAGGGUGGUCCGCAGAUCCACCUUUGCCACCAGAGGCGCUCACAGCUUCAUUCACAUGGACCCGAAGGUUGACUGGGUGCAGCAGCAGCUGGUGAAGACGCGAGUCAAACGUCACGCCAGGAGCGACCCGAGCUACAUCCACUUCAACGAUCCCAAAUGGUCCAACAUGUGGUACAUUCACUGUAGUGAUAAAAACAGCCGCUGCCGUUCAGAAAUGAAUAUCCUUGCGGCGUGGCAGAGAGGCUACACCGGUCGAAAUGUGGUCGUCACCAUCUUGGACGACGGUAUUGAGAGGAACCAUCCGGAUCUGGCGCAGAAUUAUGACCAGCUGGCGAGCUACGAUGUGAACGGAAACGACUACGACCCGACCCCACGAUACGACUUCAGCAAUGAGAACAAGCACGGAACGCGAUGCGCAGGUGAAGUCGCUGCUGUAGCCAACAACUCGCACUGCAUUGUGGGUAUUGCCUACAACGCCCGCAUAGGAGGUGUCAGAAUGCUUGAUGGAGACGUGACUGAUGUGGUGGAGGCCAAGUCUCUGGGAAUAAGGCCAGACUACAUCGACAUUUACAGUGCCAGCUGGGGCCCCGAUGAUGACGGGAAGACCGUGGACGGGCCGGGGCCUCUGGCCAAACAAGCCUUUGAACUGGGAAUUAAAAAGGGCCGUAAGGGUCUCGGCUCCAUCUUUGUUUGGGCGUCUGGUAACGGGGGCCGGCAGAGCGAUCACUGCUCCUGCGACGGCUACACCAACAGCAUCUACACCAUCUCCGUCAGCAGCAGCACUGAAAACGGCAACAAGCCCUGGUACCUGGAGGUCUGUUCCUCCACCCUCGCCACCACGUACAGCAGCGGAGAGUUCUACGACCGCAAAAUAGUGACCACAGACCUGCGUCAGAGAUGUACCGAAGGACACACGGGCACCUCCGUGUCUGCACCCAUGGUGGCGGGUGUCAUCGCUCUCGCUCUGGAGGCAAAGUCAGUUUUCCGCUCCUCUACAUCACUUUCCACAAUUUUGACAUUAUUUUCCCAUAAAACAGAUGCAGAAACUGCUUCUUUAUAUUCAAUUUUGAUAUUUAAUAUUUCAUUUUUUAUUGGCUUGAAGAGACAAUUCUGUCAUCAU
This is a messenger RNA of Sinocyclocheilus rhinocerous, 1752 nucleotides long. Its product is annotated as proprotein convertase subtilisin/kexin type 6-like. Gene Ontology annotation, molecular function: serine-type endopeptidase activity. The transcript has 9 exons. NCBI's taxonomy places the organism in Eukaryota, Metazoa, Chordata, Actinopteri, Cypriniformes, Cyprinidae. The annotation marks the transcript as partial. The record is from RefSeq and is a predicted model, not a curated record. Gene Ontology annotation, biological process: peptide hormone processing. Gene Ontology annotation, cellular component: cell surface; membrane.